AGCACAGGCUCCAGCCUACCUACAUACUUACUGUGUAAAUCUUUUAAAAGCAAUUAGCCGCAACAUCCACUAAACCUUCCCACUUAGUGGGCAACAUCCACAUUUUUUGAAAAGGGGUCGUUUCCCAGGCGGCGUGAGAAAAAGGGCAUCCUUCCUCAACCAUGACUGACAGGAAAGCAGUGAUCAAGAACGCAGACAUGUCCGAGGACAUGCAGCAGGACGCCGUGGACUGUGCCACGCAGGCCAUGGAGAAGUACAACAUAGAGAAGGACAUCGCUGCCUACAUCAAGAAGGAGUUUGACAAGAAGUAUAAUCCGACCUGGCACUGCAUUGUCGGGAGGAACUUCGGCAGCUACGUCACCCACGAGACAAAGCACUUUAUUUACUUCUACUUGGGCCAAGUGGCUAUCUUGCUCUUCAAGUCUGGCUGAUAAAUUUUUGAUGUGUAUCAAUGGGUUUUUCUCCCUGAACAUAAAUCGGAAAUGCACUGGUGGCUGAUGUCUCCCAUACACUAAUAACGACAUACCAUAAUGAUGCAAAAUCCGCCGUGCGCAGUUGCAUGGACCUUACACUAUUUAAUAUGUAUGUUACAGUAAGUUUACUUUUUGAUAGUUGCCAUUUGAAUGCAACUCAAGUAGUUUUUGUUGAUGCAGUUAAAUUCUAGGUUGUAAGAGAUUUCAGUGUGGCCCUUGAUUGUAUAAUAAAGGAAAGAAAUGUG
Cololabis saira (Pacific saury) is the source of this 718-nucleotide messenger RNA. It is a transcript of the gene dynll2a, whose product is annotated as dynein, light chain, LC8-type 2a. Gene Ontology annotation, cellular component: cytoplasmic dynein complex. NCBI's taxonomy places the organism in Eukaryota, Metazoa, Chordata, Actinopteri, Beloniformes, Belonidae. Gene Ontology annotation, molecular function: dynein light intermediate chain binding; dynein intermediate chain binding. The coding region runs from base 162 to 431 and encodes 89 amino acids. The record is from RefSeq and is a predicted model, not a curated record. Gene Ontology annotation, biological process: microtubule-based process; cilium assembly. The transcript has 3 exons.